AUGUUGAAAUUGAUGAAUUCCAACCGUAAGCAAACAUCAUUUUCAGCUGGUCUCUCAUCGUCCUCUUCGUCAUCAUCAAAUGCCACUUCUACAGCACGGAACAGCAACGAUCGUUCACGUGACGAGUUUGCACUUCCGAGUCGUGCAACCUCUUUGUCAGGCCGUUCAUUCCAGUCUCAGGCUGUUCAGCAAGCAAAUGAUUUCCUGGAACUAAUGGCUAAUGGAGAAGCCCUCAAUCUAGGCCUUAAUGGCUAUGGUAUUGGUAGUACAAUGUUCCCGAAUAUGGCCAAUCCACCACAACUGUCAGUGGUUUAUUUGCGUUGUCCAGAGUGUGGAAUCGGCAAAACGAGUAGUGAGGAAAUGGAGGUUCAUAUCAAAAUGGAGCAUCUACAGUGGUUACCGUUCCAAUGUCCAAUAUGUUCUGCUGAACGUGCAUCCGAUCUUCAAAUGCGUGAACAUAUCCACUCAUCUCACAGAAAGAAUUCAAAUAAGUUUAUCUACGUGGACAAUCCGAGUGCGAAACGUCUACUGCAAAUUCUAAUGGAUCGUAGUUUAUCGAGUGCACGACGUCCAUCUUCGACGCAAAACGGUCUGGCACAGUUGAUUGGUAGCUCUAGUUACGGUAGUAGCGAUUCAUCUAGUGCCAAUGGGAGUACAGGAACAACGAAUCGCGAGCGACCGCACACAAAUGGCUCUGAAGAAAGUGUAAGCUUAGAGAUACUUUCAGUUUCUUUCGAUUCUUUUAUCCGUACAGGCGUUGUUAUCUAUGUUAUCUAA
Messenger RNA from Anisakis simplex (herring worm), 777 nucleotides. Lineage: Eukaryota; Metazoa; Nematoda; Chromadorea; Rhabditida; Anisakidae. The record is from the annotation of a GenBank genome assembly.